UAUUUGAAACUGUGCUUGACCGGGAGCGCGUCAGAUUUGAUUAAGGAUGUUUCCACUACGAGCGCCAACUAUGAGAGUACAUGGAAGGCGCUGAAGUCUAGAUACCACAACCCGAGGCUCAUCAUUAAUAAGCACCUGUCUGCAUUCAAGGCACUUCCUUAUCUUAAAAGGGAGUCAGCGGAUGAGUUACGGUCCUUCACGGACGAAGCUCAGCGCAUUGUACGAGCGUUGAGAAACUUGAAGGUUCCAGUCGAUCACUGGGACACAUGGUUGACCUUCGAGUUGUCAGAGCGUCUGGAUCCAGAGUCACGCAAACUUUGGGAGUCCGAGCUCAGCGAGAAGGAUCGUAAGCUUGAGGAAACAGGGUCUCCGACUUCUCUUGCUAGUUUCAGCAAUUUCGUCGAGUUCUUAGAAAAAAGAGCCAGGAUUCUUGACAUGCUCGCCUUUGAGCGGCGUGCCGAGAAGAGGACGGCUCCUCCACCUACUUCGGGUCCUCCACCUCGUAAAAUCCAUCACGUUACUCCAGUUAUAUCGCGUUCACCUAAGUGCCCGCUAUGUGAGGGUCCACAUGCUCUUAUGAGAUGCUCGCAGUUUAAAGAGAAGUCCGUUCAGGAUCGGAAGGAAGAAGUAAAGCGAUUGAGACUUUGCUUCAACUGCUUGGGUCCGCAUCGGGCGAAUGUUUGUCCAUCCUCAGGUCGCUGCUCCACUUGUCAGGGGAAGCAUCACUCUAGCAUUCACCAGCAGAACCUGGGGAGAGUAGCAGCAUCAGCCAUCCCAGAUAACCCCGAGAAUGACGGAGCUCAGAAGCCCAAUACAUCGGUGGUAAGCCUUCAUUCAGCUAAGUCUCCAACGUUGUUAAGGAAGAUUCUUCUAGCAACGGCUCGGGUGAUAGUUGUGGGGCCGAAGGGUAAGGUGACUUAUGCUCGGGCGCUUCUCGAUCAGGGUUCCGAAUCGUCAUUUAUUUCCGAGGCACUUGUACAACUUCUUGAGCUACCUAAGCUGCACACGCACACGCCCUUAUCUGGUAUCGGUGACAGUGCCGCCGGUACUGCUCGCUCUAUGACUCAGGUGACUGUGCGUUCAGUGAUAGAGUCUGAUUUUCAGGUUGAGGCGGAGAUGUUGGUACUUCCUCGGGUCACUUCUUCUCUUCCAUCUCAUGAAGCUAACGUCGAUUUAGGACGGGAGCUAUUCCCCGGUGUCACAUGGGCUGAUCCGGAGUUCCAUGUUCGUCAAAAGGUCGACAUUGUCCUAGGGGGUGAUCUUUAUGGUCAGCUGCUUCGCCCUGGAUUGAAGAAGUCAGCGACUUCUAAGCUGGUCGCGCAGAACACUGUUCUGGGUUGGAUAGUUUCCGGUCCUAUGGAGGAAGUGGCUUCACGGCGGGCGGAGGUUGUUAGGGCCUGUAUCCCAGUUCGGGUCCUUCACUGUACUGCUGGAGAGAAGUUGGAUCUCGCAUUACAAAGCUUCUGGGCUCUUGAAGAGGUGCCUGUUCCUAUCAAGAGGUUGAAACCUGAGGAUGAGAAUUGCGAAAGGCAAUACCAGGACACGCAUUUUAGGGACUCGCAGGGCCGGUACGUUGUUAAGCUACCAUUGAAGCCUGAUCUCCCGUUGGUGGGCGCAGAGUCUCGAAGUCUGGCGCUUGGUUCUUUGUCAAACAUACAGCGUCGCUUUAUUCGCGAUUCGAAGCUUUGUCAGUCAUACAAUGCGUUUAUGGAGGAGUACGAAAGGUUAGGUCACAUGUCGCGAGUUCCACCGUCGGAGAUUCAUCGUCCAGAUGCUUGGUAUUUACCACAUCAUGCAGUCGUCCAAGAAACUAGCCUGAAUUGGAAACUGCGUGUUGUUUUCGACGCGUCUCGUAGUACUCGGGAAGGGCACUCGCUGAAUUCCUAUUUGUUUACAGGUCCUCCAUUGCAAACUGAUUUGUCGCUAGUUCUUUUAAAUUGGCGUAGGUAUCGCUUCGUGUUUACAGCUGAUAUCGUCAAGAUGUUCCGCCAGAUCCUCGUCAGGCCUGACGAUCAGGACUUCCAGAGGAUUGUCUGGACGCCCAAAGAUGCUGUAGAACCGGUAGAUUAUCGUCUGAACACGGUCACGUAUGGGACAGCUUGUGCUCCUUAUUUAGCCAUUCGGACUCUUGCUCAGGUAGCUCAUGAUGAGGGACAGCGUUUCCCCCUUGGGGCUCGGUGCCUUCUUUCGGAGACAUACGUCGAUGACACCUUUGCUGGAGCGGACGAUUUGGAUUCUGCAGUACGUAAAAGAAUCGAGCUAAUCGAGUUGCUAGGUUCUGCCAAGAUCGAGUUGAACAAGUGGGCGGCUAAUCAUCCGCAACUUCUUCCGGAGUCUGCAAGGCCAAUCGCUGAAAAGCAAAUUGAUGAGGAUAAGGCCGUCAAGACGUUAGGAGUACAGUGGGUUCCGUCCCAGGAUGAAUUUAGAUUCACAGCAGCAGGUCUUGAAGGUUUAGCUUCGGCCCACACUAAACGGUCGAUUCUCUCGAACAUCUCGCGAUUAUUCGAUCCGUUAGGAUGGCUCGCUCCUGUCACUGUCACAGCAAAGAUCCUGAUGCAGGACAUGUGGAUCCUGAAGUGCGAAUGGGAUUCCCCGUUGCCAGCGGAGAUUCGUGAACGUUGGUAUGAGUAUUGUAAGAGUUUGUCAGCGUUGCCGUUGCUGUCCGUGACGCGUUGGUUAGGUGGUACGGCUGCCUCCUCGUAUCAAGUUCAUGGGUUUUCGGAUGCGUCUUCUAGGGCGUAUGCCGCGGUAGUGUACUUGCGACUUGAUCAAGGGAAUGGGAACUUCAGGGUGUCGUUAUUAGCAGCUAAAUCGAAAGUAGCUCCUGUAAAAACAGUGAGCAUCCCCAAUUUAGAACUUUGCGGUGCAGCGCUCCUUGUGAGACUAAUUCGACAUCUGAUUGGGUUAGAUUUCUUACAAGGGCUUCCAAUUUUCGCCUGGUCAGACAGUCAGGUCGUACUUACGUGGCUUCGCAAGCAUCCGUGCCAUUGGAAGACCUUUGUGGCCAAUCGAGUCUCCUUUAUCCAGACUGAAUUACCGUCGGCCACGUGGGCUCACGUGCAGACAAAGGAAAACCCUGCAGAUUUGGCGACUCGGGGGGUCAAGCCAGAGGGGUUGGCUGAUAGCGCUCUGUGGUGGCAGGGUCCGGUGUGGCUCUCGAAAGCUUCAACAGAAUGGCCUAGACCCGCUGAGUCGGUUCGUAUUAAUCAUGUUCGUCCAAGAUCUAAAGAAUCUGAGAUCUUGACUAGAUUUUCCUCGUUGACCAAACUUCUUCGGGUUGUAGCACGAUGCAGACGCCCUCUCGUUCGAUUGAGGAAGAAGAAAGAGUCCGCAGAGAGCUCUUUAUUCUCUUUUUUAACCACAAGUGAGCUUUCAGCUGCUCGGACGGUGGUUAUUCGUAUGGCCCAAGCGAGUGCCUUCGAAGUGGAGAUUGGGCUAUUAUCCGCGGGAAAGAGAUUACCGAAGGGCAAUCGACUCAGUAGUUUAAAUCCCUUUUUGUGUAAGGAAGACGGACUCUUGCGGGUCGGAGGUCGCCUGGCCCAUUCGGCUCUGUCUUUCGACCAGAAACACCCACCGAUUUUACCACAGGAUUCGGCUCUUAGUUUAUUGUUCGUACGACACGCUCAUCUUCAGUGCCUUCACGGUGGCCCUACUCUAACUUCGAGUAUCUUGAUGUCGCAAAUGUGGAUUCUAGGUAGGAAUCGGCUAGUCAAAUCGACAAUCCGUGCAUGCGUGACCUGUCAACGCGUGAAGCCCCAUUCAGUACAACAACUUAUGGGUGAGCUCCCCGCGGCCCGAGUGACAAGAAAUAGGGCCUUUUCUAACUCCGGACUUGACUACGCUGGUCCGUUCCAGGUUCGUAUGUCGAAGGGUCGUGGCAAUCGUGCCUAUAAAGGGUACAUUGUUCUAUUUGUUUGCUUCGCUACUCGAGCUAUUCAUCUAGAGCUUGUUAGCGACCUAAGUUCUGCUGCCUUUAUCUGCGCAUACCGACGUUUUGUGGGGAGACGAGGCAUUUGUCAAAAUCUCUAUAGCGACAACGCCACAAAUUUCAAGGGCGCAGACAAAGAACUCCAAGGAAUGUUUCGUCGUGCUUCCGAAUUCCAUCAAGAGGUUGCGUCUUUACUUGCAAACGACGGAACUAACUGGACGUUCAUUCCUCCAAGUACUCCGCAUUACGGUGGCCUAUGGGAGGCCGGCGUCAGGUCAGUGAAGCACCACUUGAGGAGAGUUGUGGGUGAGCACACUCUCACGUUUGAAGAGUUCUCCACCGUCCUCGUGGAGAUAGAAGCCUGUCUUAACUCUCGUCCACUGGGGGCGUUGAAUUCUGAUCUCAGCGAUUUGCGAGCGCUGACUCCUUCUCAUUUUCUCAAUGAGGGAGCUGCGGUUUUGCUCCCUGACGCGGACGUACCCGAUUUGCCAGAAAAUCGGCUCAACAGAUUCCAGUUGCUACAGCGCAUCCGUGACACAUUUUGGAAGCGUUGGUCGACUGAAUAUUUGCUUCAUUUACAGGAAAGGGAAAAGUGGAGAGAUCCUAGUGAGAACUUCGCGGUGGGUCAACUCGUAUUGGUCAAGGACGAUCGGUAUCCUCCAUCGAAAUGGCCGUUAGGAAGGGUAUCCGAGGUACACCCUGGCCCAGACGGUUUGGUGCGAGUGGUCACAGUCAGAAUGGCUACUUCCUCUUUGCGUCGACACAUUGUUCGGCUCUGCCCCCUUGUGUUAAAGGAUAAUGAUAAGUGA
Leptopilina heterotoma is the source of this 4737-nucleotide messenger RNA. RefSeq lists its product as uncharacterized. Gene Ontology annotation, molecular function: nucleic acid binding. The annotation marks the transcript as partial. Lineage: Eukaryota; Metazoa; Arthropoda; Insecta; Hymenoptera; Figitidae. The transcript has a single exon. Gene Ontology annotation, biological process: DNA integration. The record is from RefSeq and is a predicted model, not a curated record.